AUGCAGCCCCUCCGCGAGUCCUUCCCGCACGGACAUGGCGUGCAGCACCAGCUGCGGGGCCUCUCCUCCGCCACCGCCCUCCGGCUGCAGUCGCUGCCGCACGGGGCCGAGCAAAGGAAGAGGAGGCGCGCUGGGUGCGGGAGGGCGAGCCCCGCCGCCCUCCGGCUGCAGUCGCCGCCGCGUGGGGCCGUGCAAAGGAAGAGGAGGUGCGCCGGGUGCGGGAGGGCGAGCCCCGCCGCCCUCCGGCUGCAGUCGCCGCCGCGUGGGGUCGUGCAAAGGAAGAGGAGGUGCGCCGGGUGCGGGAGGGCGAGCCCCGCCGCCCUCCGGCUGCAGUCGCCGCCGCGUGGGGCCGUGCAAAGGAAGAGGAGGUGCGCCGGGUGCGGGAGGGCGAGCCCCGCCGCCCUCCGGCUGCAGUCGCCGCCGCGUGGGGCCGUGCAAAGGAAGAGGAGGUGCGCCGGGUGCGGGAGGGCGAGCCCCGCCGCCGCGUGGGGCCGUGCAAAGGAAGAGGAGGUGCGCCGGGUGCGGGAGGGCGAGCCCCGCCGCCCUCCGGCUGCAGUCGCCGCCGCGUGGGGCCGUGCAAAGGAAGAGGAGGUGCGCCGGGUGCGGGAGGGCGAGCCCCGCCGCCCUCCGGCUGCAGUCGCCGCCGCGUGGGGCCGUGCAAAGGAAGAGGAGUCGCCGCCGCGCGGGGCCGGACAAAGGAAGAGGAGGCACGCCGGGUGCGGGAGGGCGAGCCCCGCCGCCCUGCGGCUGCAGUCGCCGCCGCGCGGGGCCGGACAAAGGAAGAGGAGGCGCGCCGGGUGCGGGAGGGCGAGCCCCGCCGCGCGGGGCCGGACAAAGGAAGAGGAGGCGCGCCGGGUGCGGGAGGGCGAGCCCCGCCGCCCUCCGGCUGCAGUCGCCGCCGCGCGGGGCCGGACAAAGGAAGAAGAGGCGCGCCGGGUGCGGGAGGGCGAGCCCCGCCGCCCUCCGGCUGCAGUCGCCGCCGCGCGGGGCCGGACAAAGGAAGAGGAGGCGCGCCGGGUGCGGGAGGGCGAGCCCCGCCGCCCUCCGGCUGCAGUCGCCGCCGCGCGGGGCCGGACAAAGGAAGAGGAGGCGCGCCGGGUGCGGGAGGGCGAGCCCCGCCGCCCUCCGGCUGCAGUCGCCGCCGUGCGGGGCCGGACAAAGGAAGAGGAGGCGCGCCGGGUGCGGGAGGGCGAGCCCCGCCGCCACCGGCGCAAGGAAUUGAGGGGGGAGGGUGGGUGGGUGUGGGAGCGCAUGCAGCUCCGCCGCCGCCGGUACGUGGGAAGAUGA
Messenger RNA from Panicum virgatum (switchgrass), 1287 nucleotides. RefSeq lists its product as uncharacterized. The coding region runs from base 1 to 1287 and encodes 428 amino acids. Lineage: Eukaryota; Viridiplantae; Streptophyta; Magnoliopsida; Poales; Poaceae. The transcript is spliced from 2 exons. The record is from RefSeq and is a predicted model, not a curated record.